UCUCCUGGUUCUCACUCUUCAUUUUUUUCUGCGCUUGUGGGGAAUUUUUCUGAAAUUGCGCUUGAAAGUGCGCUUUUGGCUGUUAUUUGUGGUGCCAACUGAACGUUGAAAAGUGGAGAUGAAUUCUACCGCUUUCAAUCAAACGGAGAGCUCAGGACUUUUCAAUAAGACUGAAGAUAUUUUUUGUUGUAACUUUUCAUCAGUGGUGACUGAUAAUGGUUUCGUGGCGCCGACUCCGGAUGAGAGAAGUCUCUUUCUCAUGAGAGUUGUCCAGAUUGCCGUUAUGUGCGUGUUAUCGCUCACGGUGGUUUUCGGUAUAUUCUUUUUGGGCUGCAACCUUCUCAUUAAGUCAGAGGGAAUGAUCAACUUUUUGGUGACGGACAGAAGACCAUCCAAAGAGGUAGAAACAGUCAUUGUUGGGGCAUAUUAGUAGCCCAAAAAGCGCUUUUGGAGACUUUGUCAAAAUGAUUUGUCCUACCACUGAUGCCCAGAUGAUUAAUCCAGUUUUCACCAACAGCAGAGACGGAGCUCAAUUUU
Molecule: messenger RNA, 537 nt
Organism: Oncorhynchus kisutch (coho salmon)
Lineage: Eukaryota; Metazoa; Chordata; Actinopteri; Salmoniformes; Salmonidae
Gene: rprma
Product: reprimo, TP53 dependent G2 arrest mediator candidate a
Exons: 1
Coding region: 119-430 (103 amino acids)
Source: RefSeq, a predicted model, not a curated record